AGCACAUUUCCAUUUCUCCCUUUUGAGACUUUCCUCUCAUUCUCUCUCCUCGUAAUUUAUUCGGGGGUCUUUCACUCUUUCUUCCUUCAAAUCGAAACCCUUUGGAACCCUAAAACCCCCAAAUCAUAUCCAAUAUCAUUUUCCCCCCAAAUUGAUUUUAAUUUGUAGGUUGAUUAAAAUGCAGAAUCAAAGAAUGAAGCAACAACAACAACAAGCUUUGAUGCAGCAAGCUCUACUUCAGCAACAGUCUCUUUACCACCCUGGUCUUCUUGCUGCUCCUCAGAUAGAGCCAUAUCCUAGUGGAAACCUUCCUCCUGGUUUUGAUCCCUCUUCUUGCCGUUGUGUUUAUGUGGGUAAUAUUCAUCCUCAAGUCACAGAACCUUUACUUCAAGAGGUUUUUGCUAGUGCUGGUCCUGUUGAAGGUUGCAAGCUUAUUAGAAAGGAAAAGUCAUCCUAUGGUUUCAUUCACUACUUUGAUCGGAGAUUUGCCAGCAUGGCUAUAUUGACACUUAAUGGAAGGCACUUAUUUGGCCAGCCUAUAAAAGUUAAUUGGGCAUAUACCAGUGGUCAGCGAGAAGACACUUCAAAUCAUUAUAAUGUGUUUGUUGGCGACCUAAGCCCCGAGGUUACUGAUGCUAUGAUGUUUGCUUGUUUUUCCGUUUAUCCUAGUUGUUCAGAUGCAAAAGUGAUGUGGGAUCAGAAAACUGGGCGCUCUAGGGGGUUUGGAUUUGUUUCAUUUCGCAGCCAGCAGGAUGCCCAAAGUGCUAUAAAUGACCUUACUGGUAAAUGGCUCGGUAGUAGGCAGAUACGCUGCAAUUGGGCAACUAAAGGUGCUACUAACAAUGAUGAUCAGCAGAGUUCUGAUGCAAAAAGUGUGGUGGAAUUGACUAAUGGCACAUCAGAAGAUGGAAAGGAGGCCACAAACAGUGAAGCCCCUGAAAAUAAUCCUCAAUAUACAACUGUGUAUGUCGGAAAUCUUGCUCCUGAGACUACUCAACUUGACCUCCACCGUCACUUUCAUAACUUAGGAGCUGGAUCUAUUGAAGAAGUAAGGGUACAGCGUGACAAAGGCUUUGGCUUUGUCAGAUACAGUAAUCAUGCUGAAGCUGCUUUGGGCAUUCAGUUGGGAAAUACACAAAAUUUGCUUUUCGGAAAACAAAUCAAGUGUUCUUGGGGAAGCAAGCCAACUCCAGCAGGGACAGCAUCAAAUCCACUACCUCCACCGGCUCCUGCACCUUUAGGCUUUUCUGCUACGGAUCUUCUAUCCUACGAGAGGCAAAUGGCAAUGAGUAAGAUGGGCGGAAUGCAUGCUCUCAUGCAUGCACAGGGACCUCUUCAUCUAAAUAAAGCUAGUAUGGGUAUGACAGCGCCUGGAGCUAGCCAAGCUAUUUAUGAUGGCGGGUAUCAAAACAUGGCAGCUGCUCAGCAGAUGAUGUACUAUCAUUAAAUCUCGAUGCACAGCUCUUUUAAAAUUCUUCUGCACCCGCAGAUUUACAUUUGUGUGUCUAAAAUUCAUCUAUUAGCUAUUUGUUUCUCUUGAGCCGAACCAUGAGGGUUUGAGGCUUAUCCCUCUGUACUCGAUUGUCCUGUCACCUAUGUGUGGAUACAAGAUGUAUUGUACCCUUCUAUUCCCCCCCUUUUUUUCUUUUAUUUUUUCCUCAGCUUUUGGAGUUUUCUGUUUUUUUUUUGUUUCUUUCCUUUUCUUUAUAUCUUGUAGGAAUUUAUCUUUGAUUUAGAGAAAUGUCCAUUUUAUGGACAUUAGCUUAUUA
Molecule: messenger RNA, 1769 nt
Organism: Amaranthus tricolor (Joseph's coat)
Lineage: Eukaryota; Viridiplantae; Streptophyta; Magnoliopsida; Caryophyllales; Amaranthaceae
Product: oligouridylate-binding protein 1B-like
Exons: 12
Coding region: 179-1447 (422 amino acids)
Molecular function (GO): mRNA binding
Source: RefSeq, a predicted model, not a curated record